Messenger RNA from Fundulus heteroclitus (mummichog), 4978 nucleotides. RefSeq names its product poly [ADP-ribose] polymerase tankyrase-1. The transcript has 28 exons. NCBI's taxonomy places the organism in Eukaryota, Metazoa, Chordata, Actinopteri, Cyprinodontiformes, Fundulidae. Gene Ontology annotation, molecular function: protein binding; NAD+ poly-ADP-ribosyltransferase activity. Bases 39 to 3842 code for a protein of 1267 amino acids. The record is from RefSeq and is a predicted model, not a curated record.
AGCUUUUUUUUUUUUAUUGUGGCCUCGGAGCUGCUGUAAUGGCGGUGUCUCGUCGCUCUUCGCAGCAGCAGCAACAACAGACGACGUUACAAUCUCCACCGAGAAACGGCUCCCUUUCGGGGGCUUCUCCGGCCUCCCCGCCUAUGGCUCUGCUGUCCCCGGCCGUCGGUUGCUCGGAGAGCGAGAGGGAAUGCAGCGGAGGGAUAGAUGCGGCUCUGGCCUCCCCGGACCUGCCAGCCCCGGUCCUGGCGAGCAGCGCGAGCUCUACGUCGACGGCGUCAGGCGGCGGCAGCAGCGGCGUCUCGAGCCCCGGCUCCGGAGCCUCGAGCCCCACCGACGGCAGCAGCGGAGUCGGCGGGGCGUUCAGGGAGCUGUUCGAGGCCUGUCGGAACGGAGACGUGUCCCGCGUUAAGAGGCUGGUGGACUCGGUGAAUGUAAACGCAAAGGACAUGGCUGGGCGAAAAUCUACCCCGCUUCAUUUCGCUGCGGGUUUCGGUAGGAAAGAUGUGGUGGAGCAUCUCUUACAAACGGGCGCCAACGUCCACGCCAGGGACGACGGCGGCCUCAUCCCGCUACACAAUGCCUGCUCUUUCGGACACGCGGAGGUGGUCAGCCUCCUGCUGUGUCAGGGAGCCGAUCCCAAUGCCAGAGACAACUGGAACUACACGCCGCUGCACGAGGCCGCCAUCAAGGGGAAGAUAGAUGUGUGCAUUGUAUUACUCCAGCAUGGAGCUGAUCCAAACAUCCGCAACACCGAUGGCAAAUCAGCUCUUGAUCUCGCCGACCCUUCGGCUAAGGCUGUUCUUACAGGUGAAUACAAGAAGGACGAACUUCUGGAAGCAGCAAGAAGUGGGAAUGAAGAGAAGCUGAUGGCUCUGCUGACUCCGUUAAACGUCAACUGUCACGCCAGUGAUGGUCGCAAGUCAACCUCACAAAAAAUGCUGUCCACGCCCCUCCACCUGGCUGCAGGCUACAACCGGGUCCGCAUUGUUCAGCUGCUCCUUCAGCACGGCGCUGAUGUUCACGCCAAGGACAAAGGCGGUUUGGUUCCUCUUCACAACGCCUGCUCCUACGGUCACUACGAAGUCACAGAACUUCUGCUUAAACAUGGCGCCUGCGUGAACGCGAUGGACCUGUGGCAGUUCACGCCUCUCCACGAGGCCGCCUCCAAAAACAGAGUGGAGGUUUGUUCGCUGCUGCUGAGCCACGGAGCGGACCCCACGCUGCUGAACUGUCACAGCAAGAGCGCCGUGGAUAUGGCGCCGACCCCGGAGCUCAAAGAAAGGCUCACCUAUGAGUUCAAAGGUCACUCGCUACUGCAGGCGGCGCGUGAAGCUGAUAUGGCCAAAGUGAAGAAGACUCUGGCUUUGGAGAUCAUCGGCUUCAAACAUCCUCAAACCAACGAGACGGCUCUGCACUGCGCGGUGGCGUCCCCUCAUCCGAAGAGAAAACAGGUGACAGAGCUGUUGCUUCGUAAAGGUGCCAACAUCAACGAGAAGAACAAAGACUUUAUGACUCCCCUGCAUGUUGCUGCUGAGAGAGCGCACAAUGAUAUCCUGGAGGUUCUGCAGAAACACGGAGCGAAGGUGAAUGCAGCGGACACGCUGGGACAGACCGCCCUGCAUAGGGCAGCGCUGGCCGGUCACAUCCAGACCUGCAAGCUGCUGCUGAGCUACGGAGCCGACCCCUCCAUCGUGUCUCUACAGGGCUUCACCGCAGCGCAGAUGGGCAACGAGGCGGUGCAACAAAUCCUUAACGAAAAUGUUCCCACUCGUAAUUCUGACGUGGACUACAGGUUUCUGGAAGCUGCCAAAGCAGGAGACCUGGACACAGUGCAGCAACUUUGCUCCCCUCAGAACGUUAACUGCCGGGAUCUGGAGGGCCGCCACUCCACGCCUCUUCACUUUGCUGCUGGUUACAACCGGGUGGCCGUAGUGGAGUACCUGCUUCACCACGGAGCUGACGUUCAUGCCAAAGACAAAGGCGGUCUGGUCCCCCUCCAUAACGCCUGCUCCUACGGUCACUAUGAAGUAGCCGAGCUGCUGGUCAGACAUGGCGCCUCGGUCAAUGUGGCAGACCUGUGGAAGUUCACCCCCCUUCAUGAGGCUGCAGCCAAAGGAAAAUACGAGAUCUGCAAACUGCUUCUCAAACACGGUGCCGACCCCACCAAGAAGAACCGCGACGGCAACAUUCCUCUGGACAUGGUGAAGGACGGGGACACAGACAUCCAGGACCUGCUGCGGGGGGAUGCUGCCCUGCUGGAUGCUGCCAAGAAGGGCUGCCUCGCUCGGGUGCAGAAGCUUUGCUCGCCAGAGAACAUCAACUGUAGAGACGCACAGGGCCGCAACUCCACACCGCUCCACCUGGCAGCUGGUUAUAACAACCUUGAGGUUGCCGAGUAUCUCCUGGAGCACGGCGCUGACGUGAACGCCCAGGACAAGGGAGGCUUAAUCCCUCUUCAUAACGCUGCUUCGUACGGGCAUGUGGACAUCGCCGCCCUGCUGAUUAAAUACAACACGUGCGUAAACGCCACAGACAAAUGGGCUUUCACGCCUCUCCACGAGGCGGCGCAGAAAGGCCGAACACAGCUCUGUGCUCUUCUGCUGGCGCACGGCGCUGACCCCACCAUGAAGAACCAGGAAGGCCAGACCGCUCUGGACCUGGCCACGGUAUGGGCCUCUGCUGACGAUAUCAGAGCUCUCCUGAUGGACGCCAUGCCACCAGAUGCUUUGCCCAGCUGCUUCAAACCUCAGGCUACGGUGGUCAGCGCCUCGGUCAUCUCCCCUGCGUCCACGCCGUCCUGUCUGUCGGCAGCCAGCAGCAUAGACAACCUAGCUGGGCCCCUGACCGAGCUGGCUGCUGCCGCCGCCGCUGGAGCGUCUGGGGUUGCAGACGGAGCCUCGGGGACUGACCGCAAGGAAGGAGAAAUGGCGGUGCUGGACAUGAACAUAAGUCAGUUCCUAAAGAGCCUGGGCCUGGAGCACCUGAGGGACAUCUUUGAAAGGGAGCAGAUCACACUGGACGUGCUGGUGGACAUGGGCCACGAGGAGCUGAAGGAGAUCGGCAUCAACGCCUACGGCCAUCGGCACAAGCUGAUCAAGGGUGUUGAGAGGCUUCUGGGGGGACAGCAAGGCGGCAACCCCUAUCUGACAUUCCACUGCGCCAGCCAGGGCACCAUCCUCAUAGACCUCUCUCCGGAUGACAAGGAGUACCAGUCAGUAGAAGAAGAGAUGCAGAGCACCAUCAGGGAGCACAGGGACGGAGGCAAUGCUGGUGGCGUCUUCAGCAGAUACAACAUAAUCAAGAUACAGAAGGUGGUAAAUAAGAAGCUGAGGGAACGUUACACCCACCGGCAGAAGGAGAUCGCAGACGAGAACCACAACCAUCACAACGAGCGCAUGUUGUUUCACGGUUCUCCGUUCAUCAACGCCAUCAUCCACAAAGGCUUCGAUGAGCGCCAUGCUUACAUAGGAGGGAUGUUUGGAGCAGGAAUCUACUUUGCAGAGAACUCCUCCAAGAGCAAUCAGUACGUCUAUGGGAUCGGCGGCGGGACCGGAUGCCCGACGCACAAAGACAGAUCCUGCUAUCUGUGCCACAGACAAAUGCUGUUUUGCCGGGUGACUUUGGGGAAGUCCUUCCUGCAGUUCAGUGCCAUGAAGAUGGCCCACGCCCCUCCGGGACAUCACUCAGUAAUCGGACGACCGAGCGUUAACGGUUUGGCGUACGCCGAGUACGUCAUCUACAGAGGAGAGCAGGCCUACCCGGAGUACCUCAUCACCUAUCAGAUCCUUAAACCAGAGAGCGCGGCGCAGUCUGCGGCAGGAGCGGAGCAGAAGUCCUAGUUACAGAACACUGCCCAGCCUCGCAUACGGACUCAGUGCUUGAUAUUUUCUUCUUUGUGUUGCGACUAUAUGAAGACCUUUCUCAUCACCAAACACAUUUCCAGCCUCCUACACUGUAGAAACCAUGGUGACCAGUGCUUCAUAAGGAUAUGCUGUACAAUACUUUUACUGUUCUCGGUGAUGACAUUUUGUUUUUUGCAUCAGCUGCAUGUUGUAACAAAAGCAUGUAGGGCCAAGUGGCGUGCCUGGGUUAGUAGUUUGAAUAUCACCUGCCCUCCGCUGUUGUCAGGAGGAUGCUUGUUAAGACUUUUAAGUAUAAGCAUUAACAGUUUUGUCACUCUGUCGCCUUGUGACUGUGAAACCUCAGACUCCCUCCUCUUCGCACGCCUUUUGGCGCCCGCUCCGUCUCGCCAUGUGAACCUGGGCCAGCUGCUCCACCACGGGACCGGGGGGUUUAGCCUCCGUAGGCUGGCUUGUGAUUGUUUUUGAACGCUAAACCGUAACACUACUGGAGAGCUAACAAUGCUCCUCAUUGCUUUGCUGUAUUGCUUACUUACCCACACUCGCACCCAAGAACCCUAAACAGUAACCUAAGAUGUUUUUAGUGGGUUUUAUUCAGGGCAGCACACGUGCAACGAGGAAAGGGCUCAGUCAAAUCCCAGGAUUUGAGACGAUUAUAUUGCCAGUACAAUACGGAUGUGCAUGAGAGGGGGACGUGUCCUUAGCAGGGCAAAGCAAGUCAUCGUAAUCAAGCAUGAUGAAACUAUUGUACAUUAAAAGCAUUUUACAUUACUGUGCUCCAUACCUUUAGAGUUGUAGAUGUUGUAACGUGCUUGUGAUGCCUUACAAGUGUGAACACCUUACAGCUAGUGAGCUCAUCGAGGCACCAUCUGUCACCAUGGUCUUACUCAGACAUUCACGCAAAAGGAUUUGCACUUUCACCAGGAAAUCUAUUUAAGUUAUUUUGAAAUAAAGUUAAAAAUUACCAGGGGGGGAGGGUUGUACAGGUUGUGUAAAUGGCUGUGUAUAACUUGCUGUUUAACAAUGUCUUUGAGUUAAAAUGUAAAUGACAUCAGAAUUUUUCUCUCAUGCUUUCUUGUUUCUCCCUUUUUUUUAAUAAACGUCCUAUUAAUGAC